AUGGUAUCGUCAUUCUAUUGGGGGGGCGGGCCCGGAGAUCGACGUCAUCAAAUCGCGCUUACCUCUCCCUCUUCCCCCUUCCUCCCCUCCCCCCACCCCGAAAUGAGGCUGGGCUCCGAGGGUCGCCCCUCUGCGGCCGCAGCUGGAAUUGCGCGCGUGCGCACGAGGAGGCAGUGCGAUUCCUCAAUGGAGUGGGAGGCGGGGCCGGCGCAGGCACAGAAGGAGGAGGAGAAGGAGCAGGCUGAGGCAGCAUGGAGAGGUCUUGGGGGAGCAUCAACGCCGCCGGCGGGGGCUGUGGCGGCGGGGAGGUGGGAAGAACUCUGCGUGGGGAAGAGUCAGCCCCCACCCCGGGCUUCUGACCCCCGCUCCCGGCGGGGCCCUGUGACAAGCCCUGGAGCCCCUGACUCCCUCCAGCCCCAGACCCCGGGACCCUGCCUCAGCUUGGCCAGGAGUGUCGCUAGUGGAAGGGAAGCCCCUUGGAGCUACCGCAGGUGGAAAGCGCUGCCCACCCCCAGUCAGGAAACUCCAGUGGCUCCCCAUCCUUUCCCCCCAGCAUCAAAUAGAAAAGCCUCGUACUCAGCGAUCCGGGGACACUUCACCAGCCGCCCCCACCCCCAAUUCCUGGCAUUCUGUCUCUCCUGGCUUUCCCGACUUAAGGGGCCUCAAAGUGACGAAGGCUCAGGAGUUUCUUUUAGUUUCUCAGUGUUUAACUUAAUGAAUGCCAUCAUGGGAAGUAGCAUCCUUGGUCUAGCCUACAUUAUGGCCAAUACAGGUAUUAUUGUAUUUAGUGUCAUGCUGCUGAUAGUGGCUAUUCUGGCUUCUUACUCAGUUCAUCUUCUUCUUACUAUGUGUAUUCAGACAGCUGUCACAUCUUAUGAAGACCUUGGUCUUUUUGCAUUUGGAUCACUUGGAAAGGUGGCUGUGGCAAGUACGAUAGUUAUUCAGAAUAUUGGAGCUAUGUCAACUUAUCUUUUAGUUAUUAAAACUGAACUUCCUGGUGCAAUUUCACAAUUUCUAACUGGAGACUAUAGUGGGUCUUGGUAUCUUGAUGGAAGACUACUGCUGGUAAUUAUAUGCGUCUGCAUUGUUUUCCCCCUUGCACUUCUUCCUAAAUUAGGCUUUCUUGGCUACACAAGUAGUUUAUCAUUUUUCUUUAAGGCGUUCUUUGCUUUUGUGGUUAUAGUGAAAAAAUGGUCCAUCCCUUGUCCACUGACACCCAGUCAUGGAGAGGAAUUCUUCCAGAUUUCAAAUAUCACAGAGGAGUGUAAACCAAAGCUUUUUCACUUCUCCAAAGAGAGUGCUUAUGCCAUUCCAACUAUGGCAUUUUCAUUUCUCUGCCAUACUUCAAUAUUGCCCAUAUACUGUGAGCUUCGAAGACCUUCUAAGAGCCGAAUGCAGAAUGUAACCAACACAGGCGUUGCUUUAAGUUUUCUCAUUUAUUUUAUAUCAGCAUUAUUUGGGUACCUCACUUUUUAUGAAAAAGUGGAGUCUGAAAUACUGCAGGGUUAUAGCGUAUACUUGCCGCAUGAUGUUGUUGUCAUGGCUGUGAAGUUAUGCAUCCUGUUUGCUGUGCUCUUGACAGUCCCUCUAAUCCAUUUCCCUGCAAGGAAAGCAAUAAUAAUGGCAUUUUUUCCUAAUCGCCCAUUCUCGUGGAUUCGUCAUUUUUUGGUCACUUUAGCACUCAAUAUUAUCAUUGUUUUACUUGCACUGUAUGUUCCUGACAUUAGAAAUAUAUUUGGUAUAGUUGGUGCCAGUACCUCAACAUGUUUGAUUUUUGUGUUCCCAGGAUUAUUUUAUCUUAAACUCAGUAGAGAGGAUUUUAUAUCACAGAAGAAGCUUGGGGCUUCUGUAUUGUUUCUCUUUGGAAUUCUUGUUGGGACUUUGAGUUUUGCACUAAUCAUUUUCGAGUGGAUUAAUAAAUAAAAGAAUCAUCCUUAA
Molecule: messenger RNA, 1938 nt
Organism: Vombatus ursinus (common wombat)
Lineage: Eukaryota; Metazoa; Chordata; Mammalia; Diprotodontia; Vombatidae
Gene: SLC38A6
Product: solute carrier family 38 member 6
Exons: 19
Coding region: 1-1923 (640 amino acids)
Biological process (GO): L-glutamine transport; amino acid transmembrane transport
Molecular function (GO): L-glutamine transmembrane transporter activity
Source: RefSeq, a predicted model, not a curated record